AUGUUCGCUGCACGCAAGGCAUCGCAGUCCAUUCUGGGCGCUGCAUUGAACCGCCGUGCCUUCUCCGCAACCGCCAGCAACGCCUCGAAGGUCGUUGUCCUCGGCGCGGCAGGUGGCAUUGGCCAGCCUCUCUCCCUCCUGCUCAAGCUCAACCCACGACUGACUGAGCUUGCCCUUUACGACAUCAAGGGCGGCCCAGGUGUCGCCGCUGAUGUCGGCCACAUCAACACCAAGAGCACUGUCACCGGCUACGAGCCCACUCCUGAGGGUCUCGCUGCUUGCUUGAAGGGCGCUGAGAUCGUUGUCAUCCCAGCUGGUGUUCCCCGCAAGCCAGGCAUGACCCGUGAUGACCUCUUCAACACCAACGCCUCGAUCGUCCGCGACCUCGCAAAGGCCGCUGCCCAGCACUCCCCAGACGCCAACAUGCUCAUCAUCUCGAACCCCGUCAACAGCACCGUUCCAAUCACCGCCGAGGUCUUCAAGAGCAAGGGCGUCUACAACCCAAAGAAGCUUUUCGGUGUCACCACCCUCGACGUCGUCCGCGCUUCCCGUUUCAUCUCUCAGCUGAAGGGCUCUGACCCAGCCAACGAGAACAUCGUUGUCGUUGGUGGCCACUCUGGCGAGACCAUCGUCCCUCUCCUCAGCCAGUCUGGCUACGAGCUCCAGGGCCAGGAGCGCGACGAGUACGUCAAGCGUGUGCAGUUCGGUGGUGACGAGGUCGUCAAGGCCAAGGACGGUGCCGGAUCUGCUACUCUCUCCAUGGCCAUGGCUGGUGCCCGCUUCGCCGAGUCUCUUCUCAAGGCAGCUCAGGGCCAGAAGGGCGUCGUUGAGCCAACCUUCGUCGACUCGCCUCUCUACAAGGACCAGGGCGUCACCUACUUCGCAUCGAACGUCACCCUCGGCCCCAACGGUGUUGAGGAGAUUCACCCAGUUGGCAAGGUCACGGAUCACGAGCAGGGUCUUCUCGACAAGUGCUUGAAGGACCUCAAGGGCAACAUUGAGAAGGGUGAGAAGUGGGCCAAGGAGAACCCAUAA
Messenger RNA from Zasmidium cellare ATCC 36951, 1035 nucleotides. RefSeq lists its product as uncharacterized. Gene Ontology annotation, cellular component: mitochondrion; cytoplasm. Gene Ontology annotation, biological process: malate metabolic process; tricarboxylic acid cycle. The record is from RefSeq and is a predicted model, not a curated record. The transcript is spliced from 4 exons. Gene Ontology annotation, molecular function: L-malate dehydrogenase (NAD+) activity. The coding region runs from base 1 to 1035 and encodes 344 amino acids. NCBI's taxonomy places the organism in Eukaryota, Fungi, Ascomycota, Dothideomycetes, Mycosphaerellales, Mycosphaerellaceae.